AUGUCGCGCAAUCAAUUACCGGAUUCAUCUUCUUCGCCACCUAUUAGUCACAUAUCUUUCCAUAAUUUUGAUGAUGAUAUGAUAAGCGACUUACCAUCCUGUGUGUAUGCAGGUGCGAAUGUUGGAACCGGAAAUGGAAAUUUGCGAAUGAAUUCAAAUAAUUUUAGGCAAAUGCAACAGCAGUACAUGCAGCAACAACAAAAAAACAUUUUAGACUCAUCGAGCAACAACAUCGGAUUAAAUUCAAAUAACACUACAUCACUGAUCUGCGGCAGUAGUCCAAAUCAUAACAAUACCAAUUCAUAUAAUGCGACAUCGUAUAAAAUUCAGAGACAGCAGGCCAAUGUGCGAGAAAGGAAGCGAAUCCAGAGGUCGGCACCAACUGGGUACAACAAUAUAUGUAGUAUAAAUUCAGCCUUUGAUGAAUUAAGGGUCCAUGUGCCCACAUUCCCCUAUGAGAAACGCUUAAGUAAAAUCGAUACUUUGCGUUUGGCCAUUGCUUAUAUUUCGUUGCUGCGAGAAGUUUUACAAUCUGACUACGACCCAUUGACAUAUGUGGAGAAAUGUUUGAGAGGUGAAAUCAAAGCCGACAAAGCCAAUUGGAACACCAGUGAUUUAACAGCCCGUUUGUCAUGGAUAAACUGGGAGAAUCUGGGAGUACAUCCAGGAAGAAGAACUUUAUUGACAUCAUUGGCUCUUUCAUCAGAGCCCAUGUGUGGAGCUCACUGCGGCCCACCAUAA
This is a messenger RNA of Musca vetustissima, 741 nucleotides long. RefSeq names its product achaete-scute homolog 1 (gene Fer2). The transcript is spliced from 5 exons. Gene Ontology annotation, biological process: developmental process; regulation of transcription by RNA polymerase II. The record is from RefSeq and is a predicted model, not a curated record. Bases 1 to 741 code for a protein of 246 amino acids. Gene Ontology annotation, molecular function: DNA-binding transcription factor activity, RNA polymerase II-specific; RNA polymerase II transcription regulatory region sequence-specific DNA binding; protein dimerization activity. NCBI's taxonomy places the organism in Eukaryota, Metazoa, Arthropoda, Insecta, Diptera, Muscidae.